This is a messenger RNA of Morchella sextelata, 348 nucleotides long. RefSeq lists its product as uncharacterized. Lineage: Eukaryota; Fungi; Ascomycota; Pezizomycetes; Pezizales; Morchellaceae. The transcript is spliced from 8 exons. The record is from RefSeq and is a predicted model, not a curated record. Bases 1 to 348 code for a protein of 115 amino acids.
AUGGAGGGAAGUGGACUACAAAUAGGAAAACAUGAGAAAUUAAUACAUGUUGCAGUGCUCGGUUAUGUUAAGGCCACGCACCCCGCUGAAAUAAUGAUCGUCCUCGUGGACCACACUGACAUUGCACGACUAUGCGAACUUUUUGCCGGAAUUGGAGUAAAAGACUCGGACGAAGUAAAAAUAUCAGCGGUUACUACAACACUCCUGUGCGAAGUUUGCAUACCGGUCGUUUAUGAACCCCAAGGACCCAAUAAAAUCAAUCUUUUGAUCGUUUUCAACAACCCACGGAAAAAAGAAAUUCAAAAAAGAAGCAAAAGCUUUUUGAACUCCCACCAAGCGCAGGAUUGA